Porites evermanni is the source of this 336-nucleotide messenger RNA. NCBI's taxonomy places the organism in Eukaryota, Metazoa, Cnidaria, Anthozoa, Scleractinia, Poritidae. The record is from the annotation of a GenBank genome assembly.
AUGAAGGAAUGGGCACAUACCUUUGGGGCUGCAGUUCAUCAAAGAACUGUCCAACAAGAAACAACCACGGGUAGGGCUGGAACGCUCCCCAAUUUCUUGUACGAAAAAGACAUUGUACCAGGGCAAAGCAUUGUCCUAACAGCAGAUGUCGGCCCUCCUGACAAUGAAGAUGAAUAUGAUACAGGUAGCAGUGCAGAAGAAGAAGAAAUCGAAGACCAAGUCAGAGAAGGAUCUCAAAGGGUCGCCACUUUGGAUGGGGAAGCAAACUUCCUGCUUGGAAGGGUGUCCACAUUUGGUCGUGCUAUUCCAUUCAAUAGCAGGUUUAUGUUUUCAUAA